Maudiozyma barnettii is the source of this 522-nucleotide messenger RNA. It is a transcript of the gene HMLALPHA1, whose product is annotated as transcriptional co-activator mating type protein alpha. The coding region runs from base 1 to 522 and encodes 173 amino acids. Gene Ontology annotation, molecular function: DNA binding, bending. Gene Ontology annotation, cellular component: nucleus. The transcript has a single exon. Lineage: Eukaryota; Fungi; Ascomycota; Saccharomycetes; Saccharomycetales; Saccharomycetaceae. Gene Ontology annotation, biological process: positive regulation of mating-type specific transcription, DNA-templated. The record is from RefSeq and is a predicted model, not a curated record.
AUGUUAAGUUCUAAAGCCUCGUUCAAAGUAAAUAUAACCAAGAAGAAUUCUAAAUCAUUAAGACCCAAAACAAUCUCAAAGAUUAAAAUAAAUGAUCAAAGAAUUAUAAACAAGAAGAAAUUAAAUUAUUCUACUAGUGAAUUUGUUGUGGGUCCUAAUCUAUCUAUAAACUUUAUUCCUAAUCCUUAUAUUAUUGAAACACUAACACUUGAAAUUAAUAUACAACAAAGCAAUAAAUUCAAUAAUAUAUACAAUGUAAAUAACCUCGAGGCACUUAUUAUGGACCUGGUGGUUUAUCCACCUGGUUCAACUAUGAAUGUUAUGGUUAAAAAACAACCAUCUGAUAUAUGCAAAAAUAAAAAACUAAAUUCAUUCAUUGCUUUCAGAAUCUACUAUUCUCAAUUUGGGAAAGGUUUAAAACAAAACAUAUUGUCAAAUAUUUUAUCCAGAAUCUGGCAUUCAAAUGAAAAUGAACAAACAUUAUGGGACCGAUUAACGCAGGAGUUUUGUAGAAAGAAAUGA